This is a messenger RNA of Wasmannia auropunctata (little fire ant), 798 nucleotides long. Its product is annotated as tyrosine-protein phosphatase non-receptor type 11-like. The record is from RefSeq and is a predicted model, not a curated record. The transcript is spliced from 4 exons. The coding region runs from base 250 to 798 and encodes 182 amino acids. Lineage: Eukaryota; Metazoa; Arthropoda; Insecta; Hymenoptera; Formicidae.
GAUUCGAGUACGCUUCGACUACUCUAAAGAGGCAUUAUUUUAUGGCAUAAUAUUUUGUCCUGCUGCCUGCAUUGAGCGACGAUCGAAACUUUUUUGUUUUAACGCAAGCUGGAGUCUGGACAUGUCAAAGAUGACGAUGAUGGUGGUAUCAUCUUCGGUCUAACGUUUAAUUGGGAAAGUAUCGCAUGAUCGAAUGCGAAGCAAAUCGCGUGCGCCUUAACGAAUUACUGUGAAUUAUUACUAAUUGACAUGAGCCGUUCAAAUAGCUACAACAUGGUAUCUCGCAGGUGGUUCCAUCCCAAUAUUACAGGUUUAGAGGCAGAGCGUUUAUUAAUGGAACGAGGAGUUGACAGUUCAUUUUUAGCACGACCAAGUUCCUCAAAUCCUGGUGAUUUUACAUUAUCUGUCAGACGAAAUGGUGAAGUUACUCAUAUUAAAAUAAAAAAUGCAGGAGAUUUCUAUGAUCUUUAUGGUGGUGAAAAAUUUGCCACUCUUUCUGAAUUGGUACAGUUUUAUAUGGAAAAUGGUGGACAGUUACGUGAGAAAAAUGGAGAAAUUAUUGAGCUUAGAUUUCCUCUCAAUUGUGCUGAUCCUACAACUGAAAGGUGGUUCCACGGCCAUUUAUCAGCGAAAGAAGCAGAACGGUUAAUGUUGGAACGUGGGAAAAAUGGAUCUUUUUUAGUACGCGAGUCUCAAAGUAAACCAGGCGAUUUUGUGCUAUCAGUACGCACUGACGAUCGUGUUACGCACGUUAUGAUACGAUCUCAGGUUAGACUAUAUAUAUUUAAUAUUUUAUAA